Messenger RNA from Meloidogyne enterolobii, 663 nucleotides. The record is from the annotation of a GenBank genome assembly. NCBI's taxonomy places the organism in Eukaryota, Metazoa, Nematoda, Chromadorea, Rhabditida, Meloidogynidae.
AUGGAUGAGGGCGGAAAUGAGAAGGUUUCAAUGGAGAAUUUUGCUUUGAUUAGAGUUCUUGGAAAGGGGGCUUAUGGAAAAGUAUUUCUCGUUAGAAGGAUAGGUGGGCAAGAUAGUGGACGUUAUUAUGCUAUGAAGGUGCUAAAAAAGACUCGAGUAACGCAAAAACAAAAAACACUUGAACACACAUUAGCUGAAAGAAAAGUUUUGGAAAGAUUGAAAGGAUUACCUUUUUUGGUAAAUAUGGUUUAUGCCUUCCAAACAGAUACAAAAUUACAUAUCGUUAUGGAAUUUGUUCGUGGAGGAGAACUUUUCACACAUUUAUGUAAAAGAAAAAAAUUUGAUUUGUCGACAGCUAGAUUUAUUUUGGCAGAAAUCGCUUUAGCAUUAGAAAAUGUUCACAAAGCGGGUGUUAUUUAUAGAGAUUUAAAAUUAGAAAAUAUUUUAUUGGAUGAAGAAGGGCAUAUUAAAUUAACUGAUUUUGGACUUUCUAAGGCUUUUGAAGUUGAUGAAAAUGCUACAAAUUCUUAUUGUGGAACUAUUGAAUAUAUGUCUCCAGAGAUUAUACGCCGUACAUCUGAUGGAUAUACUCAAGUUGUUGAUUGGUGGAGUUUUGGAGUUAUUGCUUUUGAAUUAUUAACGGGAUGUUCUCCAUUUACGUAA